Molecule: messenger RNA, 435 nt
Organism: Gryllus bimaculatus (two-spotted cricket)
Lineage: Eukaryota; Metazoa; Arthropoda; Insecta; Orthoptera; Gryllidae
Source: the annotation of a GenBank genome assembly
AUGAGUAAAAGCAUUAAUUUAGAACGGUUGUUCUUAACACUUCCUCAGCACCACUGCAGGGAGGGGAGAAGUCGCGAGGUCGAGGUGCCGCGAACGACCUCUAGUCCCGUUACGUCGGUGAGGCGCAGCGCAAGGAAAGGGGGUGGAAGCAAAGAAGGCGGGGGAGGCGAGGCGGGAGGUGGUAACAAAGAUGGAAUUGAUGGAAGAAAUGUUGGCAGUUGUGUAGUGUCGGAGACAGUGGUGUUUGAGAUGGCACUAACGGAGGUGGCGGAAAGCGAAGAGGAGGAAGAGGUAGGAAAUGAUGACAAAGGUGGAAGCGUCGGUGAGGGCGACGGCAGUCGGGAGGAGGCGAUGACGAAGACACAGGCGGUAGAAGCUAUGUUAGUGGAGAUGGUGAUGACGGAGACGGUAAUGGUAGUGAUGGAAGGGGUAUAG